Molecule: messenger RNA, 726 nt
Organism: Fonsecaea multimorphosa CBS 102226
Lineage: Eukaryota; Fungi; Ascomycota; Eurotiomycetes; Chaetothyriales; Herpotrichiellaceae
Exons: 1
Coding region: 1-726 (241 amino acids)
Source: RefSeq, a predicted model, not a curated record
AUGCAGGCCAGUCCUGCCCAGCUCAAAAAGCAAUUCUACGUCCUUUCCAAAGAGACGCACCCUGACGUGAACCGAAACGACCCCAAGGCUGCAGAACGCUUCGCGCAGAUAAGCGAGAGCUACUCUGUCCUGGCAAAUCCGGAGAAGCGAAAGAGAUAUGACCGUGAUGUCAUGAGGGCCCAUCAUCCUCACCACCGCGGUAGUCACAGCAGCCAUGGGGACCGAUCUCAGGGUGGAGGGACAUAUGCAGGCCACAGGCCGGCCAGUGGCCUGAGCAAGCGACGAAGCACCUUCAAAGGACCACCGCCAUCGUUUUACGCACAUGGAAACCCAUCCGCGCGGACACAACAGGGUGCUGAUGCGCGCAACACGCAGGGCCAGCGAGCCGCAGGGACAGGGGAGGAAUACACGGCCGGGACUUUCAACGCGGGCGCAUUUUCAGAAGGGGGAGGCCCCGCCUUCGAUACCCGGCCGACGCUCAAGACCCAGACACACGAAGACUACCGCCGGGCCAACCGGAGAGCGGCAGAACUCGCAGCGGCUCAGGCUGCAGUGGAGGAGGACAACUUCUGGGCCCGCUUCAUCGUGGUGUCCGGAAUCAUCGUUCUGGGCGUCUCCGUCGGCACGUUGAUUAUACACAUGGCCAACAAACCCCGAGGAGGCGGACUCAUUCGAGGGGACGGCAGCCGGAGGGACGGGGCCAGAAAUGAAUGGACGAAAGGCUAG